UCUAAAAAAUUAACUUCCGGUAUAUCUUGUUUACUGAGUUUCAUAAUGCGGUCUUCUAUUUACAUUUUUCUUUACCCCCAGGGACAUGAAAACUCAAGUUUUUGUUAAACAGUUUACCUACCGUAAAUUAUCGCAAGAAAUGAUAUGCAUAAACAUUACACCAUUUAGAAAAUGUAAAUACCUCAAAGAACUAACUAUUGACAGAUAAUUCAUCAUUACCAAAGAUAAUCAGUAAGAUACAUCAUUACUACGACUUAAUUUUUCAUACCUCCUUACAUUUGGUGUGUGGAAUGCUCACAAUUCAAUCCCUCCAUGACCGUGUUGCCCAGAUUUAUUACACUUAUGGUCUGUUCUGUGCCAGCCAUCCUCUAGCAACUAUUAUUUCUGUAAUUGUGUCAGUCUUCAUAACAUGCUAUCCCUUGAUCAAUUUACCACUACCUGGUAAUAGACCAAUAGAACACAGAACACCAAAAGCAGGUUUUGUACCUCUGCUUGGACUACAUUCACAAGAUGGAAUACACGAUGAACGAAAGCCAAGAUGGCUUGUGGGGGAGCCAGUUGCAUACAUUCAACAAAUUGUUGUUAAAUCUACUGUGUCACCAUGGCCACAGACCAUGAUAGCAAGUGAUGCUUUCCGUGCUCCACUGGCAUCUGUUUUCAAGAUUGUGUCAGAACUGGAAAAUUUCAAAUAUAUGGAUGGGAGCAAAGAAGUAUCCUUGGCAGACAACUGCUACAGAAUCUCUGAGCCUUUAAAGGCUCGUCAUCUUCAAGGAUUGUUACCAGACUAUUCUUGUUUAUUGAUAUCUCCUGCUAAUUUUUGGAACCAAGAUAUCACCAAGUAUAACAAAGACCCAGAUAUUCUUAAAACAAUGUACAGAAAAUUUGGUCAAGUUGUUGAGAGUCCACCUUCAACAAAAGAUCUUCUAUUUGGUUUACCCUGGUCUCAAACAGGCAUCACUAGAUACUAUGUACGCAAUAGACAGAGAAUUAUAAGCUACGCUGUAACAAUUGUCUUGAGGAAAUAUGAUGCUGGAUUCAUUUCAGCUUUGUCAAAAAUGUUAGAGGAGCACCAUCCUGACACACUUCACAAUGUGAACAAUUCAGCCAUUGAAGACAUUGUUCAUGUUCAUUUUAAAAAUGUGAACUAUAUCAUAGAGUACACACCAUUGCUAGUGACCUACUUAGUGCUACUCUUAUACUUGUACUUCUCUGUGUGUAAAAUUGACAUGGUGAAAUCUAAAAUUGGUUUAGCUAUUAGCGCUGUUGUGACAGUUCUUGCCUCCCUUUUGAUGUCUGUCAGUAUCUGCACACUGUUUGGUAUGACACCAACAUUAAAUGGAGGUGAGAUUUUCCCAUACCUGGCUGUGAUUGUUGGUGUGGAGAAUGUUUUGGUCAUCACAAAGUCUGUUGUGUCCACUCCUGUCCAUUUAGAUGUGAAGAUACGAGUGGCUCAAGGACUAAGUAAAGAAGGCUGGUCCAUUACAAAAAAUCUUGUUACAGAACUGGCUAUUGUCUUAGUUGGAUUUUUUACAUUUGUUCCCGCUAUUCAGGAGUUUUGUGCAUUUGCUUUAGUUGGUUUGCUGUCAGACUUUUACUUACAAAUGGCUUUCUUUGCCACAGUUUUAUCUGUUGAUAUUCGUAGAAUGGAGCUUUCAGAUCUUCACCGUCAAAGUGUCCAGCAGUCUGUACAAGACUACAGCAACAUGCCUUAUGUUAAUAUUCAACCUUUGGUACUGUGUCCAGUGGCCUCCAGACAGACUCAUGUACCUCCUAGGAGUCACUCUGUUCCGCCACCAGAUCCCAGCUCAGUGUUCCCCCCUGUUAGGCAGCAGGGCCACAUAACUCCACCACCAUCACCAAGUCUGCCCACUGCUAGCAAUGCCCACUACAGACCAGAGACAUCAUCUGACAGACCAAAGUAUGAAAUGCCAAGACGUGUCAAAUUUUUUUACUUUCUGGCCAGAUUUAGAAUUGUUCAGAAAUUAAUUAUGGUGUUUACAGUAAUCUGGAUUAUCCUGAUAUUCUAUAAAGCUGGUCUUGUUGUUCUUACUGGGGAUGAUACAAACACAACUUUUAGAACAUUUUUAUCCAGACACAACAGUGAUAUCAGAACUGGCAUGGAUCCUCUCAGGUCAGAUGAUGAAAUCCCUUACCUAAGCGGGAAAUUUCUGAAGGAUGAUGAAGAAGUAGGACCUGUGAUUCAUACAGACUUAGAAUUGUGGCGAAGACUCUCCACCAAGCAUUGGCCCUUAUUGUUUCAUUAUUAUAACAUUAGUCUUAGUGGACGAUACAUCAGUUUAUUACCAACUAUACAUUUGUCUGAAAUCAUUGACCCCAAAAAGGCAAUAAUGAUGAGACAUCCAUCUGAUGCAGAAUCUGUUUUACCACCAAUUUCCAUUCAGGAGACUAAUCCAGAGAAUGACUCCCAGGAAGGGGACCUAUAUCCACAGUUCAAACACUUUUAUCCCAAGUCUGAGAGAGAAUAUUUCUUCACUGUGUUGCUGUGCAUCUUGACUGUCAUCAUCAUCACUUACUUCAUGAUUUACCUUUACCGCUGCAUGUGCUCAAGGAACUACUCACGCUGGCGCCACUCCUGGAUCAGGUCAGCCAAUAGGAGAGCCAGGGUCUAUGUGAAACAAAUUAAAGAGUCAGUACCCCUAGUUCUCUCUGGACACUCACAGAAUAUUGAAUGCUUGCUUGGUGAUAAUGGAUUAAUCAUUAGCUGUUGUCUAGGGGGGCAACUCAAAAUAUGGGACUCAAACUCAGGAGAGUGUAUCAACACCAUCUCCAGGAAAAAUAAAGUUCCUUUAACUCGAAGAAGGCCAUGUGUGGGUCGUAAUAUUGAAGACAGUGAUGCAGAUCUAUAUGCGGAGUAUCAUGGGAGCAGAAGUUCUUCUGAAACAUCUUUAGCUGACAUAAGUGGCAGUGGUGGGGCAAGUGAUGGGGUCAGAAUUAGGAGAGGAAACUUUUCCUGGACUGAACCUGGCAGUGGGAGGCUAAAGAGGACAGGAAAUGCAAACAGAAUUAGUCACAAUAUUUUUCAAGACCUUCGACCUGACCUAAUUUCCACUGUCAAUACAGAGUUUUCCUCCCUUGAUCCCAAAAUGCAUCAGAGUUCUCGUAACGGAUAUGAUUUCAAACACUGGUUUGAAGGAUUAUAUGAGGAGCAUCGCAGAUAUUUAGAAGCAGAAGGUCAAGUUUCCAAUAUCAGAACUUCUAGUGCAAAUGAUGUAACAGCAUUAAUAACACCUCAUGAGCGACUUCGUAGCUGGAGCUAUGGUGAACAGUCUGCACUUGAUGUUUCCAACACAGAUGAAGAUAUUUACUGUGAACAACUUUCCCCUGUGUGGUGUCUGGCCAGCAUGCAUGGCCUGAUUGUACUAGGUUGUGGUAAUGGUCACAUUGAAGUAUGGGAGGCUGAGACUGGCGAGCUCAGAUUUCACAACAGCAUUCAUGAGUCUGGAGUUACUGGACUUUGUGUCAUCGCCAACAAAAUUGUGGCUGCCAGACUUGAUGGUACCUUAGACUUUUUAGAAAUGGAAACUUUUAGAAAUCCUGUCAUUCAACCAACACCACUACAAGCUCAGUGUCCCAGACAAAAUUCAGGUCAUUCUCGAAGUUACAGCAAUGGAAGUGCUGAUGGUAUUAAGAUGUGGGAUGAGGUGAUUCGUUGCGCUGGUGUGACGACUUGCAGAGCACAUCAACUACCCAUUAAUGUCAUUCAUUGUGCCGGAGGGAGGAUUGUCACAGCUAGUCAAGAUCAUACACUUAAAGUAUUUAGACUUGACAAUGCUCUCUGUCUGUACACACUCCAUGGCCAUGAAGCCAGUGUGACUGCCUUGUGCUUAGAUCAAGUAGCACCCUUUGCAGCAGUCAGCGGCUCUAUAGAUGGCACAGUGAGGAUGUGGGAUUUAUUAACAGGCACAUGCAUUCACAAGUUCUGUUGGCACAGUUCCUCUGUUGUGACCCUGACAAUGUCACAGCAGUACAUAGUUAGUCUUGGCUUUGACAACACCAUGUGUAUUUGGGACAGAUCAAAGUCCACAUUAUUGCAUUCUAUUAAAAUGAAUUCAGCUUCAGCUGGUAUUGGUUGUGCAGCACUUUUGUCUAGAAAUCUGAUAGUCACAGGAGGCCAGGGCAGUAUUUUCUUGUGGGACAUUCCUAGAGGUUCUUUAUUGAGGAGAGUGGAUUUUGUGGACAAUGAUCAGAAAGCUUUUGUCAACCAUCUUGUGACUGUGUCCAACAAUGGGGUAGUCUGUGAUCAAGGUCAAGAUCUCAAGGUUGUUUUUUUCCCAACAAUUCUAGAAAAAGCUGAAUGAGUAUGAACAUAAAAAGUGACCAUUUGAACUGAAGACUCUAUGGAAACUUGCCUGGACUGGUCUAGAUGUUUGAGCAUUAUUGACUGUGAACUUUUCCUGUGUUUAUUGUUAUACCUUUCAAUUUGAUUUAUGCUAGCACAAUGUGAUAUAAAACAAAACUUAAGUUGGAUAAAUUAUUCACACAUUCUAUAUGUUGUUUUUAUCAACCAAUGCAUGUUUGUUGAAUGCUAGGCUUUUGUUGAUGUUGUCAAAUCAUGAAUGCUAAUCUGUUCUUUCAAAAAUUACACAAAUGCAACAAAACAUGAUCUUAAAGUACUAAACUUUCCAGAAAAUCUUUGUCACUUCAGUUGUGCCUCACUGCUGUACAAUCUAACCUCUAAAAAUAUGUUGAUAAUUUAUUCUAGUCCAACUGUCUCUAGGAAACAUAACUUGCUUUUAUUAUCAUGUAUGUAUCUCUUGACUUCUGAACCAACUUGUUUUUUUAAGAGUGACAUUACAUACAUGGAAACUUUCUUCUAUAAAUCAACUAAAAAUUUUUUGUUCUUUUUAUUGCUUCUCAUUUCUUGACUUUUUUUAUUGAUCUUCAUAGACUUUUAAAUUUAUUUCAUUUGUGAUUUAUGAAUGAGUUCUUUUAAUCCUCAACAGAGAAUUACUUUUUUUUUUAAAUUUGGUUUAAUUAGUAUGUGAAAUGUAAGAGUUACCAGACUUUAAUUUAUCAUGAACUAUAUGUUGCUUAUGUAGAUAGAUAUUCAAAAUUAAAAUCCAAUGUAUUACACUGUCAUCAAUUAACAGAGCUAUGGAUUCCCUACAAUGCUAAAGGUGUAAGACAAUUGUGGCUGUUUUUUUUUUUAUGUACUAGUUUGCCUUCAUCACGCAGUUUUGUUUCCUUUCUGAACAUUAAAUUAUUUCCAUGACAUUACUAGUUUAAAAUUUUACAUUUACACUAAUUUUGGUUAUUUCAAUGAUUCAUUAAGAAAAAUAUAAGAAUAUAAAAAAAUCUAUUUUGAACCAACUCCACCGACUUGUUCAUACAAAAGCUCAGUGGGUGAUUCUAGUUUUAACAAAAUUGUUUUCCUGCCUCUUAGUUACAUUGCAGUAGUGUCCAAUCCUUCCUUUCUAGAACUCUACAUGUUUUGUCUAUGACUUGUGUUUCUACAUGCUUUACUGAUUGAAAACUACUGAAUCCAUUUUUUUAAUUAUUUGAUCUCAAAUGUUCAUGUAUGCUUUUUAUAAGGAACAAAGCUUUGAUGUGAUGUUUGCUAGAAAUGUGUAUACUUUGUUUAAGACAUUGAUUGAAUCUAAACAUUUCCUACAAGUAUGUAAAAUACAAUGUACAGUGGACUAUCUCUAAGGUAGAACUGUUGAUGUAUAGCUUGUUUGAUAUAUGUUUUUACAGAUUUUUAUAAGAUUUUAUAUUUGAGCAUUUGUACAAUAAACAAUAUGGAUUUGCUCCCUUUUUUCUGA
Messenger RNA from Biomphalaria glabrata, 5783 nucleotides. Its product is annotated as sterol regulatory element-binding protein cleavage-activating protein-like. Lineage: Eukaryota; Metazoa; Mollusca; Gastropoda; Planorbidae. Gene Ontology annotation, molecular function: protein binding; sterol binding. The transcript has 26 exons. The record is from RefSeq and is a predicted model, not a curated record. Gene Ontology annotation, biological process: SREBP signaling pathway. The coding region runs from base 291 to 4319 and encodes 1342 amino acids. Gene Ontology annotation, cellular component: endoplasmic reticulum membrane; Golgi membrane.